CUUGACAGAAGUGACACAAGCAGCAAAGACAGAGCUGCACAGACCACAACCCGCCCAACCCGAGAGAGACAAAAACUGCGGCACAAACUUUUAACUGAAACCCUGAGAAACUUCUUCAGAGAUCUGACAGAGGCACAGGCGUCCCCCCAGUUUCCACUUCUUAAAACCUUGGACAGAGGAGACUGACGGUAUUGUCUUUCAAAACCUGUCUCCUUUAUUUCUCUCCCUCUUUUUCUUCCUCUCUUUCUCCCAGUAUGGCGGCGUGGGACCUGUCAGUCACGGUGGAGGACCUGGGGCCCGACACCCCACCUGUCACCCUCAGCGUGACCUCUGACCUCCACGUCGGAGGGGUCAUCCUCAAGCUAGUGGAAAAGACACAGAUCAAGCGUGAUUGGUCAGACCAUGCUCUGUGGUGGGAGCAGAAGCAGCGGUGGCUGCUGCGGACAGCCUGGACUCUGGAGAAAUACGGCAUCCACGCCGACGCCCGGCUGGUCUUCAUGCCCCAGCACAAGCCCCUGAAGCUGGGUCUGCCCAACGGCAUCACCCUGAGGCUCCGGGCCUGCUUCUCUAACCCCGUCUUCCAGACCGUGAUAGGCAUCUGCAGAAUGCUCAACAUCCGUCACCCCGAGGAGCUCUCCCUCCUUCGGCCCCUAGAGGAGAAGAAGAAGAAGAAAGAUAAAGACUCGACAGUGGAGAUCUACGACCUGACCGAGGUGCCCCUCUCCUCGGUGUCCCGGCCCUGCCUGUAUAACGGCAUGCCAGCUCACUUUGCUGACUCACCUCAGAUGGAGGCAAUCUACAAGAUGCUGUCAGUUACUCAGCCUCCACCCGCCCCAGAGGUCAUAGCCAAGCAGUACCGCCCAGCCAGUGUGGUGGACAAGGCCCACAUCAACGGCAGGUGGUUGGACUCAUCUCGUUGUCUUAUGCAGCAGGGCAUCCAAGAAAAUGACAAACUCUGGCUUCGCUUCAAAUACUUUGCCUUCUACGACAUAGAACCCAAGUAUGAUGUUGUGCGUCUGACCCAGCUGUAUGAACAGGCUCGCUGGGCCAUCCUGCUGGAGGACAUCGACUGCACCGAGGAGGAGAUGAUGCUGUUUGGAGCUCUGCAGUACCACAUCAGUAAGGUGUCUCAGUCAGAGCCUCAGCUGCUGAGCUCCAGUGCUGCCAUGGACGACCUGGAGUCAGCCCUGCAGUCCCUGGAAGUCAAGAUGGAGGGAGAGAGCAGUUCUGCGUCCGAGAUGCUGGAAAACAUGACUGCGCCAGAACUCAAUGACUAUCUGAAGAUAUUCAGGCCAAAGAGGCUCACACUGAAGGGAUACAAACAGUACUGGUUUAAGUUCCAGGAUACUUCAAUCUCUUAUUUCAAGAGCAAAGAGGAGAGCAUCGGAGAGCCCAUUCAACAGAUAAACCUCAAAGGAUGUGAAGUGGCUCCUGACGUUAACAUGGCUGCACAGAAGUUCCUUAUCAGACUCCUGAUCCCGGCGCCUGAGGGCAUGAACGAGGUGUAUCUGCGCUGUGAAAAUGAGCAGCAGUACGCACAGUGGAUGGCUGCGUGUCGGCUGGCCUCCAAAGGCAAGAGCCUCGCAGACAGCAGUUACCAGAGUGAAAUACAGAGCAUCCACUCCUUCCUCGCAAUGCAGAAGACCAACUCCGGUUCCCAUGGCAACGCAGCUGCCAGCGAUGAGAGCAUCAAUACCCACAGUCUGGUAUCGCCACGCUACCAUAAGAAGUACAAAGCCAAACAGCUGACCCCUCGUAUCCUGGACGCAUACCAGAAUGUCGCUCAGUUCUCACUGACUGAGGCAGUGAUGCGCUUCCUGCAGAUCUGGCAGGCCCUUCCCGACUUUGGCCUCUCAUACGUCGUUGUCAGGUUCAAGGGAAGCCGAAAAGACGAGGUUUUGGGCAUCGCCCCCAACCGCCUGAUCCGUAUCGACCUCGGGGUGGGUGAUGUGGUCAAGACCUGGCGCUACAACAACAUGAAGCAAUGGAACGUCAACUGGGACAUAAAACAGAUGGCCAUUGAGUUUGAGGGCAAUGUCAACAUUGCCUUCAGCUGCGUAACCGCUGACUGCAAAAUCGUUCACGAGUUUAUUGGAGGCUACAUUUUCAUGUCGACGCGCAGUCGUGAGAAGAGCGACACGCUCAACGAGGAACUCUUCCACAAGCUGACCGGCGGCCACGAAGCUCUCUAAGACUAAAACACACAAACACAAUAAGAUGCCUACAUCAGAUCUCCUGAGUGUCUCAACAGUGGAAACCAUGUGGAAUAGGAUGUUACAUGCGUUCAGGCAACCACAGAAGAUCAGAAUAGCAUAACAAAGGGUCAAAAUAACAUAUUCUGGUCAUGUGUAAAUGUGUAAACCCACCUUAUCCAUUCAAGUUCUUAUCUAGCCUUUGUUCUACACACACUGUUAUUUGUGAGCUACAUCAGAGGAUGGAGGACUUCACAUGUUCAGACAGACUCCAGCGGUCCUCGUGCUGACUUCCACUUUCGUUCAGGAUGGACUGCUGCUGGGUCAAACUGCAGGUCAUCUGGUUCAGCAGCAGCAGGACCAAAUCACACUCAUGGAAAUGUAAAAUUAACACUUGGAUAAGCCAGCAGCUACUUUUCAUUUUCAUCUCCUUGUAUCCAGAGUUGUAAUCACUAUUAUUCACGAUGCAAAGCCUUACUUUUUCCAGAGCUGCAGUGUUAUCGUCACUUAGACUUUUGUUAGAAAUUGGUGGCACAUUACAGCAGCACCCACAUUAUGAUUAGAGUCAAUGAGAGCAUAAAAUUCAUGCCAGUAUGAAAUGUUUACCACAUACACAUUAUGAAUAAAUAAACAUUUAUUAAAAUAAAUACAGCAAUUCACUUUU
This is a messenger RNA of Lates calcarifer (barramundi perch), 2856 nucleotides long. It is a transcript of the gene fermt3b, whose product is annotated as FERM domain containing kindlin 3b. The transcript has 15 exons. Gene Ontology annotation, cellular component: cell-substrate junction. Gene Ontology annotation, molecular function: integrin binding. NCBI's taxonomy places the organism in Eukaryota, Metazoa, Chordata, Actinopteri, Centropomidae. The record is from RefSeq and is a predicted model, not a curated record. Bases 255 to 2192 code for a protein of 645 amino acids. Gene Ontology annotation, biological process: cell-matrix adhesion; regulation of cell-cell adhesion mediated by integrin; integrin-mediated signaling pathway.